Messenger RNA from Melozone crissalis (California towhee), 1254 nucleotides. Its product is annotated as zinc finger protein 397-like. Lineage: Eukaryota; Metazoa; Chordata; Aves; Passeriformes; Passerellidae. Gene Ontology annotation, biological process: regulation of transcription by RNA polymerase II. The record is from RefSeq and is a predicted model, not a curated record. Gene Ontology annotation, molecular function: RNA polymerase II cis-regulatory region sequence-specific DNA binding; DNA-binding transcription factor activity, RNA polymerase II-specific. The transcript is spliced from 2 exons. Bases 541 to 1167 code for a protein of 208 amino acids.
GCCUGCGGGGUCGGACAUCCCGAUAAGGGGGACCCCGGGAGCCUGGAACGUGGAGCCCGGAUAGGGGGGACCGGACCCUCUGCAGCCUGGAGAUGUUGGGACCAUGGACAAGAGAGACCCAUGGGUACCCCGGGGCCCUGAAACGGGGACCCCGCACAGCUGGUACCCCUGGAGCCCCUCUGACACCCACCUGGGAGCCCAGGGAAGGGAACCUCUGGGAUUGCCAGGAGCCCCUGCAGCCCAGAGAGAGGAGAUGCCAAUACACACUGGAGCUGCAGAAGGCCAGGCAGGAGGGACCCCUGAACCCCAAAGUGGAGAGACCAGAGUGGGGGAACUCCUGGGUGAAUGGUUGUUUGGUGAAUCCUGGUGGUUUGGGUUUUUAUGAGGGUGGCUGAACCUUGGUGGUCUGGAAGUUUUUAUGAACACCAGAUACCUGGUGACUUCUGGAGAUGGAAUUGGGCAGGAGGAACACCCAAGGCAACACACUCACACCUUGUUUUUCCCCCAUAAAAGGAAUUUCAGUUCCCAAAGUUUGACCAGAUGGAGGAGGAGACCAUGAGGAAGAUGAAGAUGCCCUGGCAGCCCCAGGCAGGUGAGGAAGAAGACAAAUCCCCACAGCAGAACCUCGUGGAAGAGGCUGUUUUGAGCAGCUCCACAGCACAGGAACCCAAGGGGAGGAAAAGCCCCGGACAUCGGGCACAAGGACAGGCUGCAGACACAGAUCACAGGGAUCUGAGGAGGAAAGACCCACCUGAGGCUGGGGAGGCUGCCGGAGCUCAGAGCUGGGAGCAACUUCAAGAUGAGGAGAAGCCCCACAAGUGCUUGGAAUGUGGGAAGAGCUUCACCCAGAGCUUCAGGCUCCUCACCCACCUUCAGGUGCACACGGGGCAGCGGCGCUGGGAGUGUAGGGAAUGUGGCAAGAGGUACAGGCACAGCUCUCACCUCUACCACCAGCGGGUGCACACCACAGAACGGCCCUACACGUGCUUGGAAUGUGGGAAGAGCUUCAGUGUUCGAUCCACUCUGACCUCCCACCAGAAGGGCCACACUGGGGAACAGCCCCACGAGUGUUCCGAGUGUGGGAAAAAGGCUCGGAGCAGUUUGGAUCUCCUCAAGCACAGCACACCAGUGUCCCGAGUGUGGGAAGACCUUCAGGCACAGCUGUAGCUCGACCCAACACAAACAGAGCCACCACUAAGAGAAGCCCUGAGAGUGCCCUGAGUGUGGGAAGAGCUUCCUGUGCUGCUCCAGCUC